AUGACUCCUCACGCAGAAGGAAUACCCAACUCAAAUUCGAUUCCAGCCGUAAAUAGAGGAUGCUCCUCAUCUUUUCAAUUAGAAGAGCAUCCACUAGAUGAAAUAUCGUCCAUCAAAGUCAUAGUGGUCGGAGGAGGUAUCUCUGGCAUUCUGGCUGGCAUUCUGCUGCCCAUCAAAGUUCCUGGGCUACAACUUCGAAUUCUGGAGCGCAAUUCAGAUCUCGGUGGUGUAUGGCAUACAAAUGUGUAUCCGGGGGUCAAAUGCGACAUUCCAGCAGAUGUCUACCAAAGCACAUUUGCUCCAUCUACAGCAUGGACCUCAAACUAUCCUUCUGGGGAUGAGAUUCAAGAGUACUGGAAGAGUCUGGCCAUGCAAUAUGAUGUUGAGAAGUUAAUCAACUACAAUACCUCAGUGGAGCGAGCACAGUGGUGCGAAAAAACCGCUACAUGGAAAGUUUACGGAAGCAAAGGCGAGGAGACUUUCGAAGAUGAGGCACAUAUCCUUAUCACUGCGACCGGACUGUUCAGUACCCCUGUGCUUCCUGACAUUCCAGGAUUGAAAGAUUUUGAAGGUGUUGUGAUGCACACCGGAGGUUGGGAUCCAUCUUUCGAUGCGAAAGGGAAGCGACUUGCUGUCAUUGGCAACGGCUCAUCUGGUCUCCAAAUCCUACCUCAGUUGCAGAAAGUAGCUCAUCAACUCGACCACUAUGUCCGCAGCCGCACUUGGGUCGCUCCAUCUUUCGGUGGAGAUGGGAAACUGACCGAGAAGCGGGAAGCUCCUCCUAUCAGCACAGCGGAGUAUAUUCAGUACCGCAAACGUAUGGAGAAUAUGACCUUUGCUCGCUACAGUAUCCUCAUCAAGGACCAACCCAUGAGCCAGAAUGCCAAAUUCGCGUUCCAGAAACUGAUGGCCGAGCGUCUAGGCAGUCGAACCGAUCUUCUCCAUGCCAUAGUUCCAGACUUUUCACCUAAUUGUCGUCGACUGACUCCCGCACCUGGAUACUUGGAAGCCCUGGCAAAAGAUAACGUUGAAUACAUCACCACCUCUAUCACCAACGCCACCAAAACUGGGCUCGCCACUCAAAACGGGGUUCACCGCGACUAUGAUGCUAUUGUGUGCUGCACUGGAUCCGACACGUCCUUCGCACCAACCUUUUCGAUUCUCGCUCGAGAAGGAUUCGACCUCCAGCAGGCGUGGAGAUCUGAUGGCUCCAUUGGAUUCCCGGAUACGUACCUAGGCAUAGCUGCCCCCAGUGUCCCAAAUCUUUUUUUCAUUCUCGGGCCUAAUUCUACUGGCCAUCCAGGGCCUUUGAUUCAUACUAUCGAAACGCAGAUUGCGCACCUGGCCAAAGUGCUGCGGAAAGUCAGCAUGCAACGCAUUCGAACCAUCACUCCAACGGCGGCAGCGGCAGCUGAUUUCCGAGCGGUCUGCGAGGCUUAUUUCCCUCGGACCGUCAUGAGCGAGUCGUGUCGAUCCUGGUACAAUGGUGGAGUCCCCGGCGGGCGCAACAUGGUGAGUCGUGUCUCGUACAAUUCAAUGACCGCAGGUCCCUCGUGUCCUGAAAUUGCUUUCUGGCCCGGUAGCGCGUGGCACGCGAACAUCGUUCGACGAGACCCUCGAUGGGAAGAUUACGAGUAUACCUAUCAGAAUCCGUCCGGCAAUCGAUUUGCAUACUUUGGGAAUGGCUGGACCCUGAAGGAUGUCGAAGCAGCGGCGAACCCGCAGGAUCCUCCGGAUUUUACUAGCUAUCUUGACGUAAACUCCGUGACAGGAAGUGCUGACCUCAAGAUGUAUCACGAAAGCUGGUGCGAAGGAUGGACGGGUGUUUAG
Molecule: messenger RNA, 1830 nt
Organism: Sclerotinia sclerotiorum 1980 UF-70
Lineage: Eukaryota; Fungi; Ascomycota; Leotiomycetes; Helotiales; Sclerotiniaceae
Exons: 3
Coding region: 1-1830 (609 amino acids)
Molecular function (GO): NADP binding; N,N-dimethylaniline monooxygenase activity; flavin adenine dinucleotide binding
Source: RefSeq, a predicted model, not a curated record